This is a messenger RNA of Vicia faba (fava bean), 681 nucleotides long. The record is from the annotation of a GenBank genome assembly. NCBI's taxonomy places the organism in Eukaryota, Viridiplantae, Streptophyta, Magnoliopsida, Fabales, Fabaceae.
AUGAUACUUAUCAUGAUCGCAUUUCUCGAGUUUGAGACAAACUUCAUCAUUUCUUGUUCAAUCCUAAAAUUCCGCUCAAGUAUGCUUCAAUUGAUGAUGCUUAUCAUGAUCGCAUUUCUCGAGUUUGAGCUAUGGGAACAACAAGAACAAUUGCUCCUCGCAUGGCUGCAAUCAACUAUAUCUCGUGAUAUGCCGUGUCGCGUCAUUGGAUGCAAAAGUUUGUGGAUACUUUGGGUCAAAAGUCACACCUACUUCCAACAACACACAGCAGCGAAGCUCUGCCAGCUUCGAUCUGAACUCAGACACGUGAAGCUCAAAAACUGCAAAAACUCAAUUUCUGAACUCCUUCGCAAAGUUAGCGCUAUUUCUACCGAAGUUAAAACUCUUCUUCUCUGUCAUGAGUCGCAACCGGACCGGUUUUGCAAGAACACAAUUGCUUAUGCAAAUGCGAAUCUAACAGCAUUGUCUGCUGCUUCGAACGACAUACCUCACUUCACUGCGUCAAACCCUAAUUCCUCUGAUGAGACGUACUCGGCCAAUCUUCAAGGAUUUGGAUCUCGUGGAGUCAAUUUAGUUAGUUACAAGGCUCCUUUAGGGAUUCACCUUUCGUCGCAUGUUAUGUUUGAGUCGAGAGACAUGAAACACAAGAUAUAUCCUAAGCCCAGUAGCUGGACCGUGUAA